UCCAGCGCCAGUCGACUUUCGUACAUGAAAGGGGAACCAUCGCUGCGGCGACUCGCCUCGCCGAACUUUCACCUCCCGCGGCGAUAUCGUUAUUUGUGAUAAAUACACCACAUUGAGUGAAAUUGAAUGUGCGCGUUCUUAGAAACGGUUUCUGCUACGGCACGCGGACGAAGCGCCGCCGGCGACGUCGAUUUCUACAAAAUAAUUUCUCCAGUGCGCUCGGCUUCUACGAAACUGCUUAUAAAGAGUUUACCGAGAAGCGCAACGGCAGUAAAGUGGAUUUGAGGAAAUAUUAGUAAUUAUAAGUGGUACUGUGUGUUUCCGUGUUUUGUUGUUACCUACGGCUUUUACAUUGGAUCCCAAUCACCCCAUCGCUCCUCCAAUGGUGGUCAAACUACCAGAUGCAUGUGUGGAAGUGGGGGUGCCUCUCAACAACUGGUCCAGUGGCGUAGCUUGCUGUCCAAACUGCAGGCAUGAGCUGCGAGUGUCCCUGACACCAUGCAGCGGGAAGACACAUGCCCAACCCCAGACACCUGUUACCCCACCCUUCACAAUACACCCUCCGUACUUGCCACAAUCUCCAUUAUACACAACCCCAUCCUCACCUUUCAUACCUUCACCAUACAAUGAUGAGUUGAGACGGCUAGCAGAUACUUUGAGAGCAUUAAGGCUCUCAGGGUGGUACUAUGGAAAUUUAGACUGGCAGGGUGCCCGAAGUUUAUUAAAAGAUGCCAGUGUUGGUGCUUUUGUUAUAAGAGACUCGGGUGACAGGAAUUUCAUAUUCUCACUAUCAGUACAAACAGAAAGAGGUCCUACUUCUGUGAGGUUACAUUUUGAAGAUGGAUUUUUUAGAUUAGACUGCGACAGACCAUUAGCGAGGUAUAUGCCGAGAUUUCGAUGUGUGGUAGAACUAGUACAACAUUAUGCGAGAGUCGGGGAACGAGGUGCAGCGGGCACAGUGUGGGUAGACAGAGAAGGUUGUACACAUUCACCAGUCCUACUCAAAACACCAUUACGAAAGAACCCACCAUCAUUACUCCAUGCUGCCAGACUUGCAGUACACAAAGCAUUGUCUAACCCACUAAGACCUAAAAUAUGGUGCGCACCAAAACACAGGCUGUUGCCUCUCCCCUCAACUUUAAUAGACUAUCUCGGAGAAUAUCCGUACUCAAUCUAAUAUUUGGAUCUGUGUUAAUUUAGAACUCAUUUAAUGCGUACCUCUUGUCUGUUGGUUUGUACAUUAUAAAGUCAGAUCAGUUCAUAAUAUAUUUUAAAUCUUUCUUGGGAGAAUAUGGUACAAAAAACUGCCGAAUGUUAUGCAUUUAUAUUAUUUCAUUGCCAUUUAUAAUUAUUUGGCACAGCAUUGGCUUUUUAAAUAUAUUCAUAAAUAUUUAAAUGUAACCUAACGAAGAUAAUAAAAAACCUAGCUUGGGAACUAAUUACUAAUUUUAUCACAUCAUUUUCAGUGUAAAGAAAUUGUUUCUAUAUUAUUCCGCAAUAUGGCGAGGUUUUUUAUAUUAUUGGUUGUGCUAUAU
Papilio xuthus (Asian swallowtail) is the source of this 1535-nucleotide messenger RNA. RefSeq names its product SOCS2-12 protein (gene SOCS2-12). Gene Ontology annotation, cellular component: phosphatidylinositol 3-kinase complex. The coding region runs from base 383 to 1177 and encodes 264 amino acids. Gene Ontology annotation, molecular function: 1-phosphatidylinositol-3-kinase regulator activity. Gene Ontology annotation, biological process: phosphatidylinositol phosphate biosynthetic process; intracellular signal transduction. The record is from RefSeq and is a predicted model, not a curated record. Lineage: Eukaryota; Metazoa; Arthropoda; Insecta; Lepidoptera; Papilionidae. The transcript is spliced from 4 exons.